AUGAUCAUAGAACCAUCGACUUCUCCCAUUUCACUGCUGUCACAUCGCAUCCGUGACAGGUUUGUCGCCUCCGAAGGCUGGAAACUUAUUGCCCCGAUCAUGUCUUUCGACCAAAGCGCGCAUGAUAAAGUGGGCCCCGAAAUGUCUUCAUUCCUGGCCAACGAAUAUCCUCCCAUUGUCUCCGUACAUACAAACGAUAAAUAUCGCUUUUGUUCUCCAGUUAUCAACAUCCGAAUCGACAAUUGCUUUUCAACCGCUGUCAGUGAACAAAGUGCCACGCCGGGCUUAGAAUUCUUCGCUGUGUGUGAAGCUGACGCUGGAUAUCGCCUCGAGACUGCCUUCUUUGGCGGUAUCAUGGGCGUAGCCUUCCGGAACGGCACUGCUCAGGACCCACAGCUGCCGGAUAUCGCAUAUUUCAUACUACGUUCUCCUGCGGGGAAGGUUUACAAGAUUGAUAUCGAGCGAGCUGCUGCUUGGAUUACGGCCACGGAAGGAACGAUUUCCCCCUUUGAUCUUGAUAGGCUGGAAGAACUAUGCAUGGACGGUCAGGAUUUCUUGAUGCAUACUUGCGCGUUUGUGAACGCUGCAUGUGCACCUGUGAACAUUCAGCCUCGCCGACAUCGUAACGCAUCAUACAGAGCUAAUGGCCUGAUCAUAUUGCCCUAGGUUGUUUGCAUUCACUGUAGCUGCUAUUGUCAUUUACGAUUUUGAUCAAAUCAAUUUGGGUAAGAGGAUUUUACG
This is a messenger RNA of Desarmillaria tabescens, 741 nucleotides long. RefSeq lists its product as uncharacterized. Lineage: Eukaryota; Fungi; Basidiomycota; Agaricomycetes; Agaricales; Physalacriaceae. The coding region runs from base 1 to 666 and encodes 221 amino acids. The record is from RefSeq and is a predicted model, not a curated record. The transcript is spliced from 3 exons.